Molecule: messenger RNA, 4812 nt
Organism: Phycodurus eques (leafy seadragon)
Lineage: Eukaryota; Metazoa; Chordata; Actinopteri; Syngnathiformes; Syngnathidae
Product: angiopoietin-related protein 1-like
Exons: 5
Coding region: 255-1721 (488 amino acids)
Biological process (GO): cell surface receptor protein tyrosine kinase signaling pathway
Source: RefSeq, a predicted model, not a curated record
AGGAAAGCAAACCGUCAGCCUCCCUCUUUUUGCACAUGGACCACCCUCUCGCGUUCUCCUAGCGGGUCGGGCCGCCUCGUGCCGCAGCUGUGAGCGGGCCUUCAUUCUCGAUGAGAGCAAAGACUCGGGGAGCGUGAGGAGCGCACGGAGAUAUGACAACGCCGGGCAACUAAGAUCCUUCGACCGGCAUCUACCUGACCGCUGACAACCGAGAGAGGAAUCUUUUUUUCUGGCGAUAAAUCGAGAGCGACAGAAUGGGACCUGGAAUGUGGAGCUUGAUUACUUUGUUUGGUCUGUCGCUCUGGAGCAACGGUGAAGCCGUCAUCAAGAAGCCCUUCGUCGCGCGGCCACGGAGAGCGGCGGAGGCCAAUGGAGAAAAAAACACCAGGUGCUCCUACACCUUCCUGGUUCCCGAGCAGAAGAUCACAGGCCCCAUCUGCGCAGCCAGAGGUCCCGUCCCUGACAAAGACCGAGUGACUCGCCUCGACGUGGCCGCGGUGCGCGACCUUCUGUCGAAGCAAAGGCGGGAAAUGGAGACAGUGAAGCUGGUGGUGGAUGUGGACGGGAACCUGGUGAAUGAGAUGAAGCUGCUGAGAAAAGAGAGCAGGAACAUGAAUUCCAGGGUGACCCAGCUCUACAUGCAGCUGCUGCACGAAAUCAUCAGGAAGAGGGACAACUCACUGGAGCUGGCUCAGCUGGAGACGCGCAUCCUGAACGCCACCGCUGAGUCGCUGCGGCUGUCCUCGCGCUACAAGGAGCUGGAGGCCAAAUACGCCGCCCUCUCGGCGAUGGUGAACAACCAGUCGGUGGUGAUCGGAGCUCUGGAGGAGAGUUGUAUGACGAUGGAGGACCGCAGGCGAGAGCCGCCGCCGCCGCCGCUGAGCCCCCCGAUGGUGCACGUGGUGCCCGAGAACAUUCCCGUCAAUGUGCCGCGUUUCACCAACGAGAUACGAGGGGAUAAUAGCGGACGCUUUGCCCGCGAAAGGGGCUCUCGCUCUGGGCCGUCACCAACCGGCGGCACCCUGGAAGUCCAGAAACCUCCUCAAACAAACUUUAGCGCCGAAGGUCCAUUCCGCGACUGUCUGGAAGCGCAAGAGGCCGGCCACGUCACCAGCGGCAUGUACCUGAUCAAACCGGACGAGGCGGAGAGGUCCCUGCAGGUCUGGUGUGAGCAGGAUAUGGACAACGGAGGCUGGACUGUGAUUCUGAGCAGGAAAGACGGCUCUGUUAACUUCUUCAGGAACUGGGAAAAUUACAAGAGCGGCUUUGGCAACACCGACGGGGAGUACUGGCUGGGUCUGGAAGGCAUUUACAAGCUGGGACGUCAGGGCGACUACAAGCUGCAGGUGGAGCUGGAGGACUGGAUGGACAAGAAGGUGUACGCUCAGUACAGUAGCUUCCACCUGGAGCCUGAGAGCGAGGGCUACCGCCUACGCUUGGGCACCUAUCGAGGCAACGCCGGCGACUCCCUCAGCAGCCACAACGGCAAACAGUUCACGACUCUGGAUCGAGACAAGGACGCUUUCUCGGGUAACUGUGCCCAUUUCCACAAAGGAGGCUGGUGGUACAACGCUUGCGGCCAAGCCAAUCUCAACGGCGUGUGGUACAGCGGCGGUGUCUACAGAAGCAAAUUCCAGGAUGGGAUCUUCUGGGCUGACUACGGCGGCGGCUUCUACUCCAUGAAGUCGGUCCGCCUGAUGAUUCGGCCCAUAGACGGAUGAGACGCCGGACGGCGCCGGUCCGCGCUCCAAACUUGAACCUCAUUUGAAAGUGUGCCGUUAGAUGUCGUCCUCGACGGGAGGGUUAACCCAACGGAGAUCGACAUUCCGUCCUUUUACAGUUAGGACUGUUCUGUUUAUAUGUACAUGCAUAUCAUUAUCGAAACAAAUUGGGAGAUUGGGGGUGUAUUUAUAAGAUGUAUUGUUACUUUAACCAAUAAUUAUAUAUAUAUAUAUAUAUAUAUAUAUAUAUUCAUUGGUGAAGGAAAAUGAAGAACUGCAGGUGCAGUUCAAUCAAAGUUAUGCAAGUAGAUAAUGCAACACGUCGAUCUAAUUUUUUGGUUUUCCUUAUUCCUGCUACACCCAAACAGGAGCUGUAAGGAUUCCAAUCUUAAUGCAGCUCUUCCUACCUCACCGCCAUGAGAAACAUCUGAAGGAAACACACAUUUUUGGUAUUUAACUUGUGCCGUGCUUCCUGGAAACUGGAAAAUUGAUCUUUACAGCUUUCUUUUUUUGACUCGCCCCCUCCAAAAUCAAGCCCUUUCAUUUUUCUCUUGACACUUAAAAUGACCUUUGCGCGAUGUGUUUAACGACUUUGGGCAGAAACUCUAAUUUAUAUGUACAAUUAACUUAUCAGAACAGUGAAAAGGGCCCGGCGUCCUGAGGGAAAGGAUGUAUAGCAAUCGUUGUGUGCGUGCGUUUUCACAUAUGGACAUGUGUUGCUUGUUUGACUCAUUCAACCUUUGAUUUUGGUACGACACCCAGAGCAGCAACUGUGGAAUUUGAUGUUGUUUUGCAGCGUUUUAAGAGUUAUAGGCACUUAGACCAAAAUAACGAGAAGCCCUUUUCACGAAGCCAGACAUGACGGCGCGAGAAAAGGAGCAGCGGGUGUCUGGGGAUGGAAUCGGAUGGAAAGUUAUGCCCGCUCACCCCCUUUUAAAUACAUACAGACAUUUACAUUCUUUCCACACAAAACUACUUGGACCGUAUGUUUCUUUCCAUCAACUAAUUCACGGGUGAGUGUACGCAGUAAGCGCCGAUAUGAAAGUCGAGUUUGAAUCGUUCUUUGAGGAAAGGAGUGUUUGAGCUGCCUUAUUGCUGUUUUGCUUUUCGACCUUCACGUUACACGGGUCAAGCCAAACCUGUCAGGGAAAAUUCGAAUUCAAAGCUACUUUGGAUUAGAGACCGGGCACAAUGCGCUACUUCAUACCUUAGUGGUCCACUUCUGUUUACUGCCGAUCAAAGGAUCACCAUUGUGCCAUUCUGCCAUUUGAGUUCAUGUCUUUGACUAUGUUGACAUUCCAAACUUAUAGAUCAACGGUUAUAUUCAAUCCAGUGAAAGAAACAGAUUGUCUUCAUGGAAAGAAAGUUGUCAGACCGACGAUCCGGAGCAUUCUAUAUUUGACGUUAUCGAAAUGCAGAGUUGCGCUUGUGUGAUCCUCGUUGUUGCACGAAGACAUUUGACAGAAUACAGAGAUUGCACAAUACCAUUUCAUUUAGAGUGCUAACACAUUUCGGUGGGUAACUGGAAAAGAGCAAUUCAUCAGUUCAUGUAUGACUCAUAACCACAAUAAUUGAUGACAUUUGGUUGAAGUGUUCGUCACACCGUUGUUUAUUAGCGCAAAAAUGAGAGAAACACAUUUAGAACCUAUUAGAGAUUUUGGUUUGUUUGAAACGGUAUUUUUCCGGCUGGAAGUGACACGUCAAGUUGAGGAAAGACUUUAAGAAUUAAAUGUAGUUUUAAAAUAUAUUCACCUUUUUCUUUCUUGUGUCAUUUGCAGCUCACAGAUUCCAUUCGCCGUAUUAAAAUUCACUUUAACUUAAGAUUUGGAAUGAAUAAUUUGUGUUUAACUGCGAUUUUAGAUCAUAAUGGAGAGUUGUCUUAUUUUACGUAUGAUCUAGUCAUCUUUUAUUCAAACCAAUUUUACAUUCACAUAGUUUGAAUGAAAACUAAACGAUUUAAAAUGAUGUGGAAUCCUUUGAGGGGUUUCGGUUUUCCCCAAAAAGUGUUUAACAGCAUGCCGUCAUCGUCGGAGCUGCGAUGAGGGCGUAGAUAAACAAUUCAGGUCCUGGUGAUUGUCCAGCUACGCAAGGCCCUCCCAAUGAAGCCAUUUGGAAAAGUGACAGUCCUCGGUCCCCGCUGGUGUGGGGUGCUCACUCAGUUGAAACUUCAGUGUUGACUGAAGUCCAACAUUUCACCACCAAAAUCGCAUCACCCGGGAAGACUUGUUCGAGAAGAUCUUCACGGUUCCAUGCUGUAUUGCAACAGUGACUCGCCGGCUCACAAAUCCUAAGUUUGUGUCAUCAACAGACAGGAUGUGAAGCUGUUUUUCCUGAAAAUAAGCGCCAUGACUAAUUUAUGCUCGUCGUGAAGCAGUUAAAGCGCCUAAGAAUGUUUCUUCUUAUAUGCCCUUUUGAUUUAAAGUUGAACAGACACUUGUUUAAAAUGGAUAAUCAUUUGAAAGGAUCUGGGAAGGCUCAGUCUGCCACAGACUGAUGCACUUUCCACUCCGAGUUUGUACAAGUCAUUUUCCGUGUUGCCGUGAAACACGGAGGCGAGUGCUGAGCUUGUGAAAAGGAGAUUCGUUGAACAGGGGUUUGUUUAAUUGUAGGAAUAUGUUCGCCAAGCAACGAAUACAAACGAGUUCAAACAAACAGAGGAACAAAACGGGAGACAUGAGACGCGUCCUCCUUGAGUUUCAGCAGCCGAUUAGCAGGAACAUACUCACAUAGUUUCCACAGUUACACAACAGGACAUGCCGGUUUGUUGUUUGUACAUGAUCACGCAGUAAGCACUCACAACACUAUAAAGUCAGCAUUAUCGCGCAACCGGAGGACCCAAUGGGCCACGAUACAACAAAUACGUUUGUGGGAGCUGGAAAUUCAAUUCCAUGCUUUGUAUCAGAGUCACAAAGCUUACUGAAGGCUUGACGAGCACCAACGAAGACAUCGCCCUGACUUUUCAACUCUUUAUUCACCAUAAAUCCGGGAGCCGCUUGGGAGAGCGACAAAAAUAACAAAAAUGUUCGCUUGUUUGGAUUCAUAAUGUUUCGGAAUUCAGUCGAUGUAAACAUUGACCCAAAACAUUUAUGUG